Messenger RNA from Gastrolobium bilobum, 423 nucleotides. RefSeq names its product protein RKD5-like. Gene Ontology annotation, molecular function: DNA-binding transcription factor activity. The transcript is spliced from 3 exons. The record is from RefSeq and is a predicted model, not a curated record. The coding region runs from base 1 to 423 and encodes 140 amino acids. NCBI's taxonomy places the organism in Eukaryota, Viridiplantae, Streptophyta, Magnoliopsida, Fabales, Fabaceae.
AUGCGACGUCCAAGUUCCAACAACUCACUACUACUUCCAACGCCUGAUGCUAUAGAUUUGGUCAAGUACUUUGAUAUGCUAAUUAUAGAAGCAUCAAGAAUUCUAAAUGUUGAGCUUACUGUUCUCAAGAGAAAGUGCAGAGAAUCUAGUAUUCCCUGCUGGCGUCAUAGGAAGAUGAAAUCACUUGAUAGUCUCAUUCAUGAUCUUCAGGAAGAGGCAAAACACCAAGAAUUGGAGGACAAGGUUGCUUCCAUGGCGGUGACAAUGAGGCAAAGAAUGUUGGAGAAUGAAAAGGAAAACAUAGAGAAGAAACCCUUCAUGGACAUACAAAGUGAGACCAAGAGAUUCAAGCAGGAUGUUUUCAAGAGAAGGCACAAAGCUAGAGCUAUUGAAAUACAGAGUUCUGAAGUUUCCAGCACUUAG